This is a messenger RNA of Oikopleura dioica, 2247 nucleotides long. NCBI's taxonomy places the organism in Eukaryota, Metazoa, Chordata, Appendicularia, Copelata, Oikopleuridae. The record is from the annotation of a GenBank genome assembly.
AUGAAGAAAAGAAAUAUCGGAGUUAUCGUAUACAAUAAUCCACCAGAAGAGCCCAAAAGAUGGAUGAAAAAUUUAGGCGGAAAGAGGAAUAAGGAUCAGCAGAGAGGUGGAAAAAUUUCCGAAAACAGCUAUGAAAUCCAAAACCCAGCGAAACGUGAGCAGGAAGCAGUGUCUCCUUGGCAAGGGCCGACGACAGUUUAUCCAUCAUCUGUGGGCUUUCAGCCGCCUCAUUGUUACCCGCCGCCGAUAAAUAACCACGAAGCGAACAUGGCUUACUUCCAAUCGAUUGCAUCCCACCAGCCACUUAGUUACCUGAAUCCUUAUUCGCUCCCUUCAAUUCCUCCUUUUCCUGCCAUCUCGACGGAGAGCCAGCCUCUUCCACCGGCAACUAUUACAAUCAACCAAAACGACCCUGGAAAAUCAAAAGGAAAAUUCAUCAACCUUCUUGAUACUGUGCUUAAGCUCAAAAGAACCCUCAGUGAUCCAAAUCCAAAUCAGUCGAGUUUGGCAGAGGCCGAAAAGCUUCGGAAGACACUGAAAAACUCGAGUUGUAUUUUGAGCGUCACAACUAGAGUGAAUGAUAAUCGAGUGCAGUUAGAAAAGUGGGAUUCAAUGGGACGCCCAAAAAAGGUUUACCUGUUCUUCGAGUUGUACAACCUACUCCACAAAUACGACAAGCAUCGACAAACCGUUAAACGAAUCCGCCCAAACAACAUCUACCGUGCAAAUUGUAAAAGCGAUGAGCUCACCACUAAAAUGAACCUGCUGUGCCUCAACCCAUUCCACUGGGAAUGCCUCAUGGAUAGAAAUGAGUUUACCGAAAGAAUGGUGAAAAUAGUUUGGACAGAAGAUAAGGGUGUUCACAUGAAAUCAAUCUGCGGUCUCUGGGCGGCGGAUAUUCACAAGUUCGUCGAUUGGAAUGAAAACUGCUCACCGGAGAAAUUUCUGGACCUUGUCAAGAUGCGAGUUGGCUGCUCUGAAACUAAAGAUAUCACUCAAAUGAUGAAUAUGUACUGCAAGAAGCUAAAAUUCCUCGGUGUUCGAAAACUCGAUUGCAUUUACUACAACGAGAAAACUUCAAUUGAGAAAAUACGAGAGAUCGAGCGACGCUUGGUCAAAUUUUGUCGGCCGGAAGUUUACGAAAAGUUUGCUGUUGGAAAUGAUAUUUUCAAUACUGACGUCGAGACCAAGUUUAGAUGGACUUGCGACGACGUCAAAACCAGCCGUAUCUGUUGCAACCCCGACCAUGUUGAUUCCGUCCACCCGAAUAAAGACCCUUUCCGGCUUAAUAAUGUCUUUGGGUACAAUGCUGCUAGCUCAAAGUUGAAAAAGAUAAUUGAGAGUAAAUCUGCUAAUGCUCCCUUGUCCAACUCCGAUGGACACAAAAUCUGGUGCUACUUGUAUUUUAAUAGAUAUGGAACGCGUUCACGAAAAACAGUUCACGACCAAUUCGUAGGCUGGUUUCUUACAGACAAGGUCAAAGAUGUCAAAUACGACUCCGAAAUAAACAUCGAGCCCCUGAUGACGCAAACUCACAUGGGCAAGAAUCUUAACGAAGGCGAGCUUCAAAAUCCUUCCUCUUUCAAUCUUCAGAAUAAAACGAUUGAUGACAAAAAGCGUUGCCAACGAUUAGGGCACAAAUGCUCGAAAGCAAUUUGUGACUUGUCGUUUGCUAGGCCAAAGAACUUUCAAAAAGCAUCAGGUGUUCGUCUUAGUGUUACCCUAAAACGAGAACCGACCCUUAUCGGCUUUGAUCAAAGCGAUUCUGCCGACUGCCACGAUUCGAUAAUAACAAUUCACAAUAAUGGAACGGAGAAGAUUUGGUACCACUCGAUGCUCACCGAGAUUCAAAAACUUGGCAAAACAGCCGAGAAAGAAAGCAAAGUAGUGACGUACAACGACUUAGAAGCCAUCGAUCCAUCCGUCUAUCGCGUCAUUCAUCCGGGAGAGAGUGUUCCUGUUUUCAAACUCAACUUGGAGUUUCGACGAUUGACGAGCUCUUUGACUUCGAAGCAACUGCGGAAUGUUCGAGAGAGGUUCUUUACCGUCUAUGUUGUCCCUGAGUGGGACUCAAAGACGGAGACGAUGUUUUCCGAUAUUGGAAAUGGCGUUGCUAAGUUUACUCACGCUGAUGGAUUAGGUGGAAUAGAACAUCUAGCCUUUAUUUCGGUAAUCCACCUCGACUACCUCAGUCACGCGGAAAAGCGUAAAACUCAAUCCUCGCUCUGCCCAGAUUCCGACACUUGA